AUGGGCGCUCCGAGGCCGCGGGCUGGUUCACAGGGUGGGCCCGCCACCUCCGUGGGCCCAGUUGCCGCGGGCUGCGCGGCGGUGGCCACGUCCGCCGCGGCAGUGCGCCUGGCGACGACGUCCGCUUUUGCCGCGCCAGGGAAGCAGCCGAGGGCGCCUCCGACGCUGCGCGCGCAGCAGGGCCGCACGAAGCCCGAGGCCGCAGCCCAGCUGCCGCAGGCGCCCGCGAUGGCAGCGCCCCAGGCGCACGAUGCGGGUCGGCCCUCGCCGCGGCUUCUGGGCAUGCUGGCGUGCGGCGCCGCCACGGCGGUUGGCGCGAGGAGGAUGCUGCGCCGCGGAGCUCGUGCUGCUCGCUUGGCGCCGCGGCGCCGCAGCGCCCGCCUCACCGCGGGCAGCUGGGCGCCAGCGCCGCUCGCAGGCCGCGAGGGGCCUCCGCCGCGGAGCCGCACGGCCCUGCGUGCCGCGGAGGACCCGGAGCUGCUGGAGGCCGUGGCGCAGCUGCGCCUCGUGGCGGAAGCGUUGGGUCCGCAGGCGGCGGAGGCCAUGGCCCGGGUGCCCCAAGAGCUCCUCACACUCUUGGGCCCGCCGCAGCCGGCCAACGCAGUCGAGCUGGACGGCAGCUCGGCGCUGAAGUCGAUUUCCGAGUUCUUCUUCGACCCACGGUUGCAGUGGGACGAGAACGGCAAUAUCCUGAAGGACCCUCAGGGGAACGACCUGCCUGACAACUUGUGGACUCAAUUCGUGGCUGUGCAGGCGACCCUCAUCAAGAGGCUGGACCAGGCAAUCCCAGACUUCGUCCCAGGCUCCUUCGGCGUUGCCGUGGCGCUGUACACGCUGCUGGUGCGCGUGGCCCUCUACCCCUUCAUCAAGGGCCAGCUGGAGACCACCGCCAAGAUCCAGGUGCUGGCGCCGCGUGUCAACGAGCUCAAGGAAAAGUACAAGGACGACGAGGAAAGGAUGCAGCAGGAGGUGGGCAUGCUCUACAUGGACCUGCAGAUCGACCCUCUCGCCGCGAUCCUCCCGCUGCUUCUGCAGCUGCCCGUUUUCUGGGGCCUGUACCGUGGAGUGCGCCGUCUAGCGAUCGUCGAGUACGAGCCACUGAAGGAGAGUUUCCUGUGGAUCCCCUCGCUGUAUGGCCCAAACUUCAAGCCGGACCCGAGCUUCGACUGGAUCAUGAAUUGGAAAGGUCCGCUGAUCGAGCUCGCGCCCAAGAUCGGUUGGGAGAAUUUCCUUCUCUAUUCCAUCCUGCCGCUUGGAGUCGUCCUCGGCUACAGAGAGGUGCUCAAGGACAGCUUGAACGACGAGAAGAGCCCCAAGAUCCUGCAGAUCUUCCCCUUCUUUUUGGGCUUCAUCUGCGUGGAGCUGCCGCAGGCCAUGGGCAUCUACAUCGCCAUGAACAUGGCCUCCUCCGUAGCGCUCACGACGUACACGAAAAACAGCAUCGCCGCGAAGAUACCAGGCUACCAGGAGUUCGUUGACACCGGCAAGUGGCCUCCGGGAGUUGACCCCGAGAAGGUGCUGGCGAAGGCCUUCGGCGUGCAGCGACUCACCUCGGACAGCGACUUCGAGGACCCUGCCACAGUACCGGAGGCGGUGUUCGCCGGACGCGCGGACUACAUCCCGGUGUUGCUGGAGAAGGAGGGGCGCAAGAUCGACGAGUACGACAACAGGGGCAUCCCCGCGAGCGCCUACACGAUUGCGCUCGACAACGAAGACCUUCUUGUCCGUCUCUUCGAGCUGGGUGCGGACCCGCUGGUGCUCGACAGCAAGAAGAAUUCCCUGCUUCACUACUGCUGCGGCUACGGCCGAUCGAACUUCCUGCCGACCCUGCUGAAGUGGAAUACCGAGUCGCUCCUGAGCCAGCCCAACGAGGAAGGCCAGACCCCUCUGGACGUGGCACGCAUGAACCUGUCUCAGGCCAAGGUGGCCGAUGAUUGCCGCAAGGCGAUCAAGCUGCUGGAGGAGAGAGGCGCCGAGGGCAAGACGACCACGCAGGCGGACGAGGAGAAGUUCGAGAAGGCGCGGGAGCAGAAGGAGCGCGACGCGCAGGUCAAGAAGGCCAAGGCCGCGCUGAUGGCGCUCGCCAAGGGCGCGGGCCCCGCUCUGGACGCUGCCGCGGCCGCUGCGCAGGACGGGGCCGCCGCGGAGGCGGAGAAGCCCGCGGAGAAGCACAGCGGCAAGUCUGCCAUCGAGGAGUCCCUGCAGCGCGUGAAGAGCCUGGACGUCGAGACGAUCCGGGAGAGGCUGGGCGGCAAGAUGACCGAGGAGCAGCUCGAGAAGCUGACGGUGCGGCUCCGCACGAUGAGCCCCGAAGAUCUGGCCGAGUUCGCCUCUGGCAUGAAGAUCGUGAGGGAGGAGACCGCUUCGCACACAGGCGGGGAGGGAGCCCCAGAGCCGGCGCCCUCCCAGUCCGCGCCGGCUGCGGAGGCGCCGAAGAAAGUGAGCGCACUCGUUGACUGA
Messenger RNA from Prorocentrum cordatum, 2460 nucleotides. NCBI's taxonomy places the organism in Eukaryota, Dinophyceae, Prorocentrales, Prorocentraceae. The record is from the annotation of a GenBank genome assembly.